AUGGCGAGCAAAGUCGCCCUGCGCAUGAAGCCCGUGAGCUUCUCGAUUGCGUCACGCAGGUCGAUAUCCUCAUCCCUUGCCUCAAGCUCCCUUCGUCGGGCAAAGCCAUCAUGCCCUGCGAUCGCCCCCAAGACGCCGCAGUUCCUCCCUCGACCUCUUCUCCAGCAGUCCUUCCGUCGCACCUACGCAGAUGCUCCUGAAGCCACCCUCUCCCCGACCCCGAAGCCGAAGAAGCGCUUCAUGUUCUUACGCUUCAUCUGGCGCGCCACCUAUCUGUCGACGUUUGCUCUGAUCGGAUACACCGGAUAUCAAAUCUGGGAAGGCAGGAAUCCAGCAGAGCAGUUCGAGCCCGACCCGAGCAAGAAGACCCUGGUGAUACUGGGUACCGGUUGGGGAUCGGUCUCCUUGCUCAAGAACUUGGACACUGAAAACUACAAUGUUAUCGUCAUCUCGCCUCGGAACUACUUCCUGUUCACGCCCCUGCUUCCCUCAUGCACCACCGGCACUAUCGAACACCGCUCGAUCAUGGAGCCCAUCCGGAACAUCCUGCGACACAAAAAGGCACGAGUGCAGUUCUACGAAGCUGAAGCCACAAAGGUCGACUACGAAAAGAAAAUCGUCUAUGCCAAAGAUGACUCCGAUAUCAAAGGCGAUGCGAUAGAGACAGAAAUUCCUUUCGAUAUGCUCGUCGUCGGUGUCGGUGCGGAAAAUGCUACCUUUGGUAUCCCCGGUGUUCGCGAACAUGCUUGUUUCUUGAAGGAGGUCGGUGACGCCCAAAAGAUCCGGAAGCAGAUCAUGGACUGCGUGGAAACUGCAACUUUCAAGGACCAACCCCCCGAGGAAAUCAAGCGACUCUUGCACAUGGUUGUGGUUGGCGGUGGUCCCACCGGAGUCGAGUUCGCCGGUGAGCUUCAGGAUUUCUUCCAGGAAGAUCUCCUCAAGUGGGUUCCGCAGAUCAAGGACGACUUCCAUGUCACCUUGGUCGAAGCCCUUCCCAAUGUCCUGCCCAUGUUCAGCAAACAGCUGAUCGAGUACACCGAGUCAUCUUUCAAGGAGGAACACAUUGACAUUCGCACAAAGACCAUGGUCAAGAAUGUCACCGAUAAAUACAUCGAAGCCGAAGUAAACAAGCCAGAUGGAACCAAGGCCCUCGAAAAGAUCCCCUACGGUCUGCUCGUGUGGGCCACUGGUAACGCUCUCCGCCCUUUGGUCAAGGAUCUCAUGCAACAGAUCCCUGCACAAAAGAACGCUCGCCGCGGUCUGGAAGUGAACGAGUAUCUGGUUGUGAAUGGCUCGGAAAACAUCUGGGCCGUGGGUGACUGUGCCGUCGCCAACUACGCUCCCACCGCCCAGGUCGCAGCCCAGGAAGGUGCUUUCCUCGCCCGUCUCUUCAACACCAUGGCCAAGACUGAUGCCCUCGAAACCGAACUCAAGCAACUGUCGGCCAAGCAAGCCACGGCCAAGCCAGACGAACGUACCGUCAUUCUGAACGAGAUCAACGAGCGUCAACGACAGCUUCGCCGUAUCAAGCAGAUCGGUCCCUUUCAGUAUUCGCAUCAAGGAUCUUUGGCCUACAUUGGUGCCGAAAAGGCUGUGGCGGACGUGUCUUGGUUCAGCGGCAACAUUGCCUCGGGUGGUACCAUGACUUAUCUGUUCUGGAAGAGUGCCUAUUUGAGCAUGUGCUUUAGCACACGAAAUCGUAUUCUGGUUGCUUUCGACUGGGUCAAGGCCAAGUUCUUUGGCCGUGACGUGUCCCGAGAGUAA
Molecule: messenger RNA, 1764 nt
Organism: Exophiala spinifera
Lineage: Eukaryota; Fungi; Ascomycota; Eurotiomycetes; Chaetothyriales; Herpotrichiellaceae
Exons: 3
Coding region: 1-1764 (587 amino acids)
Molecular function (GO): NADH dehydrogenase activity
Source: RefSeq, a predicted model, not a curated record